Messenger RNA from Microthlaspi erraticum, 2244 nucleotides. The record is from the annotation of a GenBank genome assembly. NCBI's taxonomy places the organism in Eukaryota, Viridiplantae, Streptophyta, Magnoliopsida, Brassicales, Brassicaceae.
AUGGUGCAAGCCGACUAUGAUGACUACACUAUUGAGGGUCAAAACUUUGGGAUUCGUUCCAACGGCGAGUUUAAUGAAUCUGUUGACAAGAACGAGGACCUUUAUGGCAAUAACUCUUUCACUAUGAGUAGAGUUCAAUCAAAGAAAGACGUUGAGAAAAGUAUGUUUAGACGACGGAUGGAGAGAAACGAAGAAUCAGAAGAGACUCAUCAGAUAACUUAUUCGGAAUUUCUGAAAAAAAUUACAUGGAACAGCGAUAGAAGUCUAUGGUCAAAAGUGGAAAGUUUUGAAGAGAUUCAAAGUGCUGGGGACACAAAAUAUGAUGAUUACAAAUCAGUAUCCUAUGAUAGAGGUCUCCUAGAUUCAGACUCCGAGUGGCAUGACGUGAUGGAUGAAGCAACUCAAUGAUACUUCCUUGUGGAGUUCAACGCCAAGUAUUUCCCGAGGCAGGCUCGUGAUCGUCUUCAGAUGCGGUUUAUGGGCAUUGAGCAGGGUUCGCGUUCUGUACGCGAGUAUGAUGAGGAGUUCAGCCGUCUGUUAGUGCAUGCGGGCUUUGGUAUGGAGUCUGAGCAUCAGUUGACGAACAGAUUUCUGGAGGGACUUCGCAAGGAUAUUCGGACUCUAUGCAGGAGUAGUAUGCACACUUCGAGGGCGAGUCUGGUAGAGUUGGCCGCGUCGGUUGAGGCGGAUCUUGGUGGGCCAGUUGGUCCGGUGGCUGUGCCGUCAGCAGUUGCUUCUGCUACCCAGCCUCGGGGUCAGCAUCAGCAGCCGCGACAGCAGCAGCAGCAGCAGCGCAGAGGUGGUUCGAGUUUCAGUUCUGGUUCUGGCAGGGGCGGUUUGCCUGCGCAGGGUCAGAAGAGGAGUAGAGAGGAGUUUUCUGAGAGAGUCAGCACCGAGGUGUGCUACUACUGCAAGGAGCCUGGGCAUAUCAAGCCCAUGUGUCCUAAGUUGCGGAGUAUGUCGGUGGCUUCGGUUCAGCCAGUAGCGGCUCAGCCAGUGAGUCAGAUCGCAGCAGUGCAGCCGUUGGGUCAGAUUGCACCGGCGCCGCGGGGUUACUCUUCGGUGGAGACUGGCGGGACUAGUCAGACCGGACAGAUCACAGGGACCUUGUUAGUGGGCGGUUUUGAGUCCCACGUUUUAUUCGACUCUGGAGCAUCGAAUUGCUUCAUUACACCGGAGCGUGCCGAGAAGAGUGGCAUCCGGAGUAGCGCGGGCGAGAGCGCGGGCAUGGUCAAGGUGGCGGGAGGUGGAUUCUUGUCUACUUUGGGCCGUGCUAGAGGAGUCGAGAUCGAGAUUGCGGGGCAGUCAAUGCCAGCAGACUUAGUCAUCAGUCCGGUGGAGCUGUAUGACGUUAUUCUCGGGAUGGACUGGUUGUCACACUACAGAGUUCAUCUGGAUUGCUACAGAGGUAGAGUGGUCUUCGAGCGAGAUGCAGGGAGGUUGGUUUAUCAGGGAGUGAGACCGACUUCCGGGAGUAUUGUGAUAUCUGCUAUUCAGGCCGAGCAGUUGUUAGAGCGGGGCUGUGAGGCGUAUCUGGCGACGAUUUCUAUGUCUGAGUCAGGAGCUGGAGUUGUUAUGGGAGAUAUUGAGGUUGUCCAGGAUUUUGAGGAUGUCUUUCAGUCACUGAAGGGAUUACCACCAUCUCGGUCUGAUCCUUUCACGAUUGAGUUAGAGCCGGGGACAGCACCGAUAUCGAAGACGCCUUACAGGAUGGCGCCAGCUGAGUUGGCAGAGCUGAAGAAGCAGAUAGAGGACCUUUUGUCUAAGGGGUUCAUUCGACCAAGUGUUUCACCGUGGGGAGCACCGGUGUUGUUUGUGAAGAAGAAGGAUGGCAGUUUCAGACUUUGUAUCGAUUACAGAGGUCUUAACCGAGUCACUGUGAAGAACAGGUACCCACUCCCGAGGAUUGAUGAGUUGUUGGAUCAGUUGAGGGGUGCUACUUGGUUCUCCAAGAUUGACUUGGCAUCGGGGUAUCAUCAGAUCCCGAUAGAUGAGGCAGAUGUCAGGAAGACUGCUUUCAGGACGCGUUAUGGGCAUUUUGAGUUUGUGGUUAUGCCUUUCGGUUUGACUAACGCGCCGGCAGCCUUCAUGAGAUUGAUGAACGACGUGUUCAGGGAGUAUUUGGACGUGUUCGUCAUCAUUUUCAUUGAUGAUAUUCUGGUAUACUCGAGGAGUCAGGAGGAGCAUGCGACUCACUUGAGGUUGGUUCUGGAGAAAGCUUCGGGAGCAGAAGCUUUUUGCUAA